AUGUCAGCGCCCCUGCCAGCAACUGUCCGCAUGAAAGACCAAGAUGCCGACUUUGUGUACUUCUGCGAGGAUUCAUGUCACACGAGUUACUCUGGGUGUAUUGAUGGUGACUCGUCGAUGACAGAGCAGGAAAUCAGCGAGUUCAUUCGGCAUUCAAACCCAAGUCUUUACGAGACGUUGAACAGUGUAGGGAUCGCCAGCUCAUACUUACCCUGCGACGAGGACCAAGAGCCCAUUGAUCCAUCUGGUGACAAGAGCCAUAUGAGCACAGAAGUGAUCAGGGAAACAUCCGGGUCUCUGUUCUAUGAAACAGGCACCAUUUUCGAUCAUGCAACUAGAUCAUCAGAUGCUGAUUGCCCAAGUGAGACUGACCUAACAUCCGAUUUCAAUCCUGGGUCGCGCCAUGCAGCGGAGCCAGUAGUCCUCGGUAGAUACCACUUUACGUUCUAUCAGCACUGUGAGCCAGGCAUCGUGUAUUGCUGUUCCUCUCCAACAUGUCCGAACUCUGCCAACGUGAUCCCAGAAGGUGAAUACUUCGCCAUGAUACGCGACGAAGCCUUGAGUGAAGGAAAUGGUCAACUUACCGACUACGAACGAACGUCGUAUUAUUGUCUCGACUGUCUCGACGAAGUUGUGGAUCGCGAACAGCGACCGGAGACAAUGCAAAAGAUGGUCUCUCAGCUUGUUGAUGGAGCACAGCCUGACAGGAAUUCGAUACUUCUCAGGGCCUUGCAGAUAUACCCCACCCUGGAGAAGAAGGAUAGCUUUUUCUUGCGCCUUUGCUUUGAAGGAGAGUCGGACUUAGAGCCAGGAAAUGCUUCGAACUCGAAGAAAGUGAUUCGCCUCCGCCGCCAAAAGCAACUUGAGAUACAACGUAUUGAAAACGACCUGGAACAGCAACGUUUCAAAGCCGUCUAUCGAAUCAAAAAGGCUAACCCAUCCGGCCUCAGAAUAUUGGUUUCUCCAGAUACGCAGCCAUACAGGGACCGAUACAAGAAGCAGGGACUCCAAUGGGUUGACCGGCUUAGGCAACUCAAAGAAGCCCGGCGGAUUGCAGGAAGACCGGCUGCAAGACACACUUCAGCUUCAGAUCAUGACUCGGGGGAUAUGUUGGUCUGUCACUGCAGGGAGCCAGCUGACGAGGGGCCCAUGCUGCGCUGCAGGUCAGCAUCCUGCAUGUUUGGGUCCAUCCACUUCCGAUGUUCAGGUCUCGACCGGUUGCCGUCAGAGACAGAGUAUUAUUGGUGCGACUACUGCAAGAGUGACUUUACUGGUGACACAGAGAAGGUCUGUGGGACUAGAAUGCCAGAGAAAUGUAUUUCUAAGACCGAGAAUGACUUGGAUGUGGAAACGGGGGAUGGAGAUUUGCGAGGCUCGAUUUAUGGCGGCGGAGAAGUGGACAACGACGACAAAGGUGACAUUGUUUCGCCUUCGCCUGGGUUUGUUGCAGUCAAUCAUGUUGUCUCCAAGGGCAAAUGA
Molecule: messenger RNA, 1479 nt
Organism: Cladophialophora psammophila CBS 110553
Lineage: Eukaryota; Fungi; Ascomycota; Eurotiomycetes; Chaetothyriales; Herpotrichiellaceae
Exons: 2
Coding region: 1-1479 (492 amino acids)
Source: RefSeq, a predicted model, not a curated record